Pseudophryne corroboree (corroboree frog) is the source of this 3424-nucleotide messenger RNA. Its product is annotated as exocyst complex component 6-like. Gene Ontology annotation, biological process: intracellular protein transport; Golgi to plasma membrane transport; exocytosis. Gene Ontology annotation, cellular component: membrane; exocyst. The record is from RefSeq and is a predicted model, not a curated record. Bases 413 to 2854 code for a protein of 813 amino acids. The transcript is spliced from 23 exons. NCBI's taxonomy places the organism in Eukaryota, Metazoa, Chordata, Amphibia, Anura, Myobatrachidae.
GGCAUCAUGCAAGAACAGAAAGUUGCUGUGCAUGAUGUGUCUGAUAUAGAAUUAGCAGCUCCAGUGUGCGCUAUAAACUGGUAACAAGUAAACUGCCUAUGGGUGCAUGCUGCACACUCCUAUCGCGUCAUCUGUCUCCAGGCCUGCUGGGCACCAUGCUGGUAGCACUCUGGGACAGGGAUGGUGGUGGCAGGAGACCCCCUAGGCAGGGGCAUUAGGGACCCUGAUACCAGACAUGUGACGGGCACACAUCACCGCACCUGUCCGUGCCCGGCCCGCCUCACAGCAGUAGCGUCUCCAGCCCCCUCUAGCGGCUGCCCGGCGCAUCGCCGGCUCUGCCUCCCCAGCACCAGUAACCGCAGCAGCUUGCUGUCACCGGCAGCGGCGGCCCGGGCCACCUAAUCCCUGCAAGAUGGCGGAGAGUGAGAGUCUGGAGACCGUCACCGAGCACGAGAGGAUCCUGCAGGAGAUCGAGAGCACUGACACGGCCUGCGUGGGGCCCACGCUGCGCUCUGUCUAUGAUGACCAACCCAACGCCCACCAAAGGUUUAUGGAAAAGCUUGACACCCGGAUUCGAAAUCAUGACCGAGAAAUUGAAAAAAUGUGCAAUUUUCACCAUCAAGGCUUUGUGGAUGCAAUUAAUGAACUCUUAAAAGUGAGGGCUGAUGCUGAAAAACUAAAGGUGCAAGUUACCGACACCAACCAAGAACUUCAAGAAGCAGGGAAGGAGGUAAUUGCUAAGACAGAAGAAACCAUCAGGUGUAGAAUACAUCAAAGAAAUAUCGCUACUGUAGUUGACAAGCUACAACUGUGCCUUCCGGCCUUAGAAAUGUACAGCAAACUAAAGGAACAGAUGAGUGCGAAGAGGUAUUACUCUGCCCUAAAGACCAUGGACCAACUUGAACACCUUUAUCUCCCCAAAGUGUCCCAGUAUCGCUUCUGCCAGUUAAUGGGUGAGACUCUCCCCAAAUUACGAGAAGGAAUCAAGGAGGUCUCUAUGUCGGGUCUAAAAGACUUUCUAGAGAGUAUCAGGAAACAUUCUGACAAGAUAGGCGAGACUGCAAUGAAGCAAGCACAGCUACAGAAAACGUUCCAUGUUGCACUACACAGACAGACUAAUGUUGCAUACAGAAAACCCAUGUACAUCAUUAAUGGCCAUGUCUCGGAAGGGGAAAAUGGAAUUAAAUCAGAAAGUCAAACACCGGAAGAUGAGGAGCCAGAGGAAGAGGUUCUAAGUGUCCAGGAUUUAGUAGACUUCACACCUGUGUAUCGCUGUCUUCACAUUUAUACAGUUCUGGGUGAUAAAGAAAUAUUUGAAAACUAUUACAGAAAGCAGAGAAGAAAACAAGCCCGAUUAGUUCUCCAGCCCCAGUCAAACAUGCAUGAGACAGUUGAAGGAUAUAGGAAAUACUUCAGCCAGAUCGUGGGGUUUUUCGUAGUAGAAGAUCACAUUUUACAUGUAACGCAAGGUCUGGUGACUGGAAGCUACACCACCGAGCUCUGGACCAUGGCGCAGUCGAAGAUCAUUGCAGCCCUUCGAACACACUCUUCCUACUGCACAGACCCCGAUCUGGUUUUGGAGCUAAAGAACCUAAUUGUGGUAUUCGCUGAUACUCUGCAGGGAUAUGGAUUUCCCGUCAGUCGCCUAUUUGAUCUUUUGUAUGAAGUUAGAGACAAAUAUAACGAAACUCUGCUUAAGAAAUGGGCUGGACUGUUCAGGGACAUUUUUGAAGGUGAUAACUACAGCCCAAUCCCGGUAGCAAACGAAGAGGAGUACAGAGCUGUAAUUGGCAAAUUUCCUUUCCAAGAUCCAGAUGGUGACAAGCUAUACUUUCCAAAGAAACUCCCAAUGUCUCAGUCCGUUCCGCAGAUUUAUACGCAAGUCAAAGAAUUUAUUUACGCAAGCCUUAAAUUUUCGGAAUCACUUCAUCGGAGCUCAACAGAGAUUGAUGAUAUGCUUCGGAAAUCUACCAAUUUACUUCUCACAAGAACCUUAAGCAGUGGUUUGCAGAACCUCAUCAAAAAGCCACAUAUAGGUCUGACUGAACUUGUGCAAAUCAUCAUAAACACCACACACCUGGAGCAAGCCUGUAAAUACCUGGAGGAUUUUAUCACUAAUAUUACAAAUAUUUCUCCAGAGACCGUGCACACUACAAGGCUUUAUGGCCUGUCCACAUUCAAGGACGCGAGGCACGCAGCCGAGGAAGAAAUCUACACCAAACUCAACCAAAAAAUUGAUGAAUUCAUCCAGCUGGCCGACUACGACUGGACAAUGUCAGAGCCGGACGGAAGAGCGAGCGGAUACCUGAUGGACCUGAUUAAUUUUUUACGAAGCACAUUUCAAGUUUUCACUAAUUUGCCUAAUAACAGCAAAGACCAUGGCGCAAUGUCGGGAAAAGUUGCACAAACUGCUUGUAUGUCAGCCUGCAAACACCUUUCCACAUCGCUGACACAAAUGCUGCUGGACAGCGAGCUGAAACAGAUUAGCAUGGGCGCCAUCCAGCAAUUCAACCUCGAUGUCAUCCAGUGUGAAGUGUUUGCAAGUUCUGACCCUGUCCCGGGAUUCCAGGAGGACACCCUGCAGUUAGCGUUCAUUGACCUCAGACAACUCCUGGAUCUGUUCAUGAUUUGGGACUGGUCGACGUAUCUAGCUGACUAUGGCCAACCGAACUCCAAGUAUCUGAGGGUGAACCCCAGCACAGCCCUAAUCCUGCUGGAAAAGAUGAAAGACAUGAGCAAGAAGAAUAAUAUAUUUGCCCAGUUCAGGAAGAAUGACCGGGACAGGCAGAAGUUAAUAGACACCGUGGUGAAACAGCUUAGAAGUCUGGUGAAUGGGAUGUCCCAGCACUCGUAGUGCUGGCGUGGUUCCUUCUGCAAAGUGUACAGAGACCUAUAAUCAGCACAUUUCUUUCCUGCAAUCUUUAUUGUUUCUGCAAAAAGUAAAAAAGGUUUGGAGUGUGAAUGCCGGCGUGGUCAGGAAACAGAGAUUUUUAAGAUUUGUUUUUUGUAACUAGAAGGUAUUUUAUAUAUUGCACACAGGUGGUGUCGGUAUUGCAGUUGGCGGAACAAGUCACUAGUGUGCACAGCUAAUGAAUGAACUAUAAAUAUUGUAUUUUAAAUAUAGCUGCUAAAGCCGCCACUUUUCUGCUACCUGGGCAUUUUACGAAAGGGUUUUCUAAGUCACGCAAAGUCAUUGCUAUGAUGAGAAGUGCGUCAGUCGCUGAGAAGACAUGUCUGGUGGUGAUCAUUAUAAUUCAGACCUGCAUCUAUGGCUACUGAAUGGAGAUGUCUUCCUAUCUGAGUGUAUGACUGUGACCAUCCACUUUUAUCAUAUAUUAUGUUCUCAGGGUUGUGAUUUUGAACUGUACUUUGUAAAUACUGGCUUUUACUCUCCUUUGGGUAAUAAAAAGAAUGUUGACGAAAA